Molecule: messenger RNA, 3838 nt
Organism: Cherax quadricarinatus
Lineage: Eukaryota; Metazoa; Arthropoda; Malacostraca; Decapoda; Parastacidae
Source: RefSeq, a predicted model, not a curated record
UGCUGUCAGUGGCCCUUAUAAACCCAACAAAGAAAGAAAGAAAGAAGUCUGAAACUGAAUAGGAUUCACCUGGCAGUUAUUUUUCUGGUUUAUUACGGCUUUUGGUGUCAUUUUUGAGGGAAGGAGAUGGAGACAUCAUCCAAGAAUAAGUCUGAAGAAGCCACAGGUGUAUCGUGCUCUGGCCUAAAGAGAAAGAAAUCUUCGAAGCUUGCCUACUUUGAAUCAUCAGACAAAUUUGACACGCGCUUCAAAUGCAAGACUGAUAGACAUUUAAGACCCCAAAACAGUAUGAAAAUUGGACAGCCUAUGGGCGUUGAUGUGUGUGAUGAUGCAAACACCUACAUUGAUGAUGACUUGAUUGAGGUGAAAGAUGAACCAAUAAAGAUGGAAGAUUGUGUGGAUAGUGGUGACUAUGAUAAGAUAUGCAAUGACAGUGAGGACAGGAAAGAUGUAGUGACUAACUUGCAUCACCUUGACGACGCCUCAACAGAUAUUUCCAGGGAAGCGACCAAUUACAGCCAGGAUAUUGAUGCGAACGAUGACUCGGGCAGCUUCACUGGGGUCAAAGAUGAACCAAUAGAGAUGGAAGAGCAGGUGGAUAACAGUAAUGAUAAUAUGCAUGAUGACGGCAGUAAUAAAAAAAUCGUUCCUAACUUGCUGCGCAUUGAUGCUAAAACAACAGACAUGCCUGAGGAUACUACCAAUUACAGCCAGUUAAACACAGACGUGUUUUGUGGAUCAAAGGCUCAAAGACAUAGGGAUUAUAUCGUGCCUGAGAUAUGUGAUGAAAGUGACCCUAAUGAGGAAGUAGAUUCUGGGGAUGAAUAUGAGCCACAGUCACAUUCUUCAUCUUCCAGUGAAGAAGAACAUGAAGAAUUGCCUAAGGAAAGUCAGCGAGUUAGUGUAAAACAAAAAAAUAUCCGAAAACAAGUACAAGAACAAGAACUCAUAGCAAAGUACAAAAGUGGCGUAUGUGUGGCCGAACUCGCCAGGAUGUAUGGGACGUCCGCAUCAACAAUCAGUUCCAUCCUAGUGAAGAAAAAAGAAAUCAAGGAAGCUGAUGUUGCAAAAGGGGUAAAUGUGCUAACGAAACAGAGAUUGCAAACAAUCGAACAUUUUGAGAUGAUGUUGUGGGUGUGGAUUGACAAAAAACAGUUAGCGGGAGAUAGUGUUUCGGAGGCAAUAAUUUGUGAGAAGGCAAGGGAGUUGCAUGCGAAUCUUGAAAGGAAAAUGCCUGGAACGAGUGCUGCUGUUAGUGAAUUUAAGGCCAGCAGAGGCUGGUUCGACAGAUUCAAGAAGCGAACUGGCAUACACUAUGUGGAAAGGCAUGGCAAGACUGCAAGUUUGGACAAACGUGGGGCCGAAGAAUUUGUUGAUGGAUUCAAGGAGUACGUAAAGGCUGAAGGAUUCCUCCCCAAACAAGUCUUCAAUUGUGAUGAAACAGGCCUCUUUUGGAAGAAAAUGCCAAAGAGAACCUACAUCACACAGGAGGAAAAGGCACUGCAAGGACACAAGCCUAUGAAGGAUAGGCUAACACUUUUGCUUUGUGGUAACGCUAGUGGGGAUUUCAAAGUAAAGCCUUUACUGGUGUAUCACUCUGAAAAUCCCCAAGUGUUCAAGAAAAAUAAUAUCAUCAGGAGUAAACUGAGUGUGAUGUGGAAGGCUAACAGUAAGGCAUGGGUCACAAAGCAAAUUUUCAUUGAGUGGGUCAAUGAAGUGUUUGGCCCGAGUGUGAAGAAAUACCUCCUUAAAAAUCAGUUGCCACUGAAGUGCCUUCUGCUAAUGGACAGUGCUCCUGCUCAUCCUCCAGGCUUGGAAGAUCAUUUGUUGGAGGAGUUUAGUUUCAUUACAGUGAAGUUCUUUCCCCCUAAUACCACUCCUCUCAUCCAGCCCAUGGACCAGCAGGUCAUUUCAAACUUCAAAAAACUCUACACCAAAGCACUGUUUCAAAGGUGCUUUAAUGUGACCUUCGACACUGAAUUAACCUUAAGAGAGUUCUGGAGGAAUCACUUCAGUAUCCUUCAUUGCAUAAGCCUUAUAGAUAAGGCUUGGCAGGGAGUGACUUCCAGGACAAUGAACUGUGCUUGGAGAAAAUUGUGGCCAGAAUGUGUCCUCAAGAAAGUUUUUGGAGGGUUUGAGGCUGAUGCAUACAACCCUACACCUGUUGUGGAAUCUAUUGUGUCUUUGGGAGAGUCCAUGGGGUUGGAUGUGAAUGGCCAGGAUGUGGAAGAGUUGGUGGACGACCACAGGGAAGAGCUAACCACUGAUGAGCUCCAAGACCUUCAACUGGAGCUGCAACAGAUCAUAGCUGAGGAAAUUGCUUCAGAGGAGAAAGAGAGAGGGGAGAUUGUGCCUUCUUCAGUGAUUAAGGACAUGUGUGCAAAGUGGAAUAGAGUGCAAAAUUUUGUGGAGAAGCACCUCCUUGACAAAGCUGUGGCAGGCCGUGCCUGCAACAUGGUCAAUGAUAAAGUCAUGUCCCAUUUUAGGCAGAUCUUAAUGAGACGUCAGAAACAGACCUCUCUGGACAGAUUUUUUGUGCGACAGGGGUCCAGUGACUCUCAAGCUGGUCCUAGUGCCAGUAAAAGACAAAGACGGGAAGUAACCCCAGAUAGGGCCUAGAUACCUGAAUUCCUUAUGGGCGGGAAUUCCUCUUCCAAAAACUAACCUCUCUUCCUCCCUCUCCCCUCCUCACUCUUUUCCAUACACCAACAAGAGUCUUCAAUAAAGGUAAAAGUGAUGUUAAAUGCACAUUUAUCCAUUUCAUAAGUCAUUUAUAUUUAUUUUUCAUUGUUUUCUGUAUGUAAAACUAUAGUAAUUCCUUAUAAAAUGUAUUUUUUGUUAAUAUUUUUGGGUGUCUGGAAUGGAUUAAUUGGAUGUACAUUAUUUAAAAUUUGAAAUAUUGUUUCAAUUUUCAUACGAUUCGGCUUUUGUCAGACUUUUUUGAAUGAAUUAACCACGAAAACUGAGGUUUCAAUGUGUAUAUGUGUAUGUGUAGACUUUAUUUGAAGACAAAAUACAUUGACAAAAAUACAAUAGGGAGUAGAUAGAUAACAUUUCAAAUACUUCAUGCAGCUCCUCAGCGGUGGGUUGUGUGCCCAGAAUGCCGCAGGCAUAUCAGGAAAAUAAAAUCUCAAGAAGAUAAUUUUUCUUUUCAUUGAAUGUGCGAGAUAAUGUACAUCUAGUAUAUACAAAUUUUAGGUAAUUAAAAGUCACUACAGCAGAGCUACACAUUGUGUAGACAAGAAGAGAAGAGAUGAUAUCUGACUCUCAGCAUUCUUUCAUGGUAAAGUUUUGCAGAUCACCCUGAAUACAGGGUCCCACUCCUCAUACUUGUACUCUAAAUUGUACUUUAGGAACAGCUGAAAAGUCAGAAUUUGAACAAGUAUAUAUCUAUAUAACUAAAGCAGUGUUUUAGAUUCUCAGGUUAAAGUGUUGAGGAAGGAGGUUCUACUUCUGCAAGAGGAGAAUCGAAGACUGAAACUUCACCUUGAUUGGUUUGGGACCAAGUGUGAGAUGGUUGAAUCUAGUAAGGAGGAAAAGGUUACCAGCAGUGAGUUGGAGAGUGGCAGCCACUUUAAAUGGCAAGUGGUUCAUACUUCUGGAAAAAGCAUUAAGAUAAGGAAAAUUAAUAGAGAAGAUUUGAAGGUACAAAAUCGAUUCACUAUUCUCCAAGACGAGUGCACUUCAGUCGUUAGUGAGGUUUAAGAUACUGACUCUCCUGCUAUUCAAGGUAAAAAUAUUCUGGGAGUGCGAGUAUCAUGCACCCAGGUGAUAAAGACCUGUUAACUUGGCCAUAAUGGUACUUGGAGUGAAAAUAAACACAGCAGUACUCUUUAAA